Messenger RNA from Ornithodoros turicata, 2021 nucleotides. RefSeq lists its product as uncharacterized. Lineage: Eukaryota; Metazoa; Arthropoda; Arachnida; Ixodida; Argasidae. Bases 158 to 1921 code for a protein of 587 amino acids. Gene Ontology annotation, molecular function: serine-type endopeptidase inhibitor activity. The record is from RefSeq and is a predicted model, not a curated record. The transcript has 5 exons.
CGGCGCUGCAGCAGCAACGGACACGCGCUGAGCCAGGGCAACUGAACCGUAAAACAGAGUAAAAUCUGUCAAUACUGGAUGGAAAAGCAGAUUUUCGGGUGGGAAAAAAAAAAAAGAAAGAAAGAAGAAGCACCUCUCACAUUUUAGAUGAAGUGAGAUGCAGAAGAGCUGUGGUGAGUGUCCAAUGCCUAGCGUUCUCCAGCCCCUGCACUGGUGUCUGGAUUGGCAUUUUGCAAGUGCAGAGGAAGAAGAAGAGGGCUUUGGCUCGCCUAGUGCUUCCGUGCGUCAACGGCUCGACCAAGGAACGUUUGCAGACCUUCAAACACUGCCCGAUUUCAUUUGUGAUCUAAAGGCGUGCGUCCUCCGUUGCCCAGAAGGAAUGGCUCAGGUACACGACUUACGAUUGGUCAGUAUGCGCAACCAAGCCGUUGAUCAGGAUACAAACAGUUAUUGGUACGUACAAAAUCUGCCGAUGGAGGUUGCAUUCGAUCAGCUUCAACAACGGGGAGAUGCACAGGCGAUGUCCAAAGCACCUCAUAGCCCCGCCCAAGAAAGGACCCGUGGGGCUCGAUACGAUGGCCAAUGGUCCAUACCAAAGGCCGCCCAGCCAGUCAGCGGACGUAGCGGCGAUGGUAGCGCGCUGGGAGCCAUCCAGGGCACUGUGCAAGGAACUGCGCAAGAGCAGCAACAGUGGGUUAAUCCCAGCGCGCUCGAAAACGCUGCUGAAGACAGCAAGCAGAAGUACGCGCGUUUGUCUGCACCUGGAGCUGACCAGUUGGUUGUUCAGGGGCAUCUGCAAGCGGAUAAUCAGGAGACGUGCGUUCCUGGGUACUCGCAGUACUACGCAAAGUACGACGGAAUCCAAAUGACUCCAACGUCAGUGACAAAUCACGAAGCUGUACAGGAGCCACAUAAAACGCACUCGCACAAGCGAGUGCAGCAAGCUUAUCACCCUCAACCGGGAAAUCAGCUGAAAUCAGAAACUUCAAAGACUGAGCUCAGAAAGCGUGCAGCAAUUGUAAGGGGACUUAUGAUCACGACUGUCGCAGCGUUGUGCUUGUUGCUUGUGUUCUUGUCCGUAACACAAACGACAGCGAAAAAGAGAUCGACGCCAGAGACACUCCCCACUGACAUAGUGUACGAAAUGUACGAAAAACAUGUAAUCCCGAAACGAAACGCGGCAAGGAUUGUGAAGCUGAAUGCAACUGCAUAUGUGAGAAGGUUGACGACCUCCCAUACCAAGUCGGCAGCCAGCUCUACUUACGUUGUGAAGGGCGAACAACCAUACCCUCCGUCGGACAGUAAAGAAGCAGUUAUCGAUGCUCGCUGCUUCCCUGUUUACACCACCUAUUGCACGAACAGAAGGACGAAAUUCUACUUCGACACGAGCACUGGCACGUGCGUAUCAACACAUGAGCACCGCGUCUCUCGCAGUGUCUGCAACCAUAGCCCCAACAAGUUCAGAACACUGGAAGGCUGCACUAGAAGCUGCAUUAAGCAGAAGGUGCCUUUCGCGCAAUGCUUCGUGCCUGCUAAAUUCACCACUUGUACACAGCAGUACGUGCAGCAGAAGUGGUGGUAUUACCACGGAGGGCGUUGCCAUCAAUGGACAUUCAGUACUGGAGAGUGCCCGCUGUCAAGUAGAGCGUACCGUACAUUACAGGACUGCACGGGAAAUUGCUCCUCUGUACGGAUGGGGAGCACCUGCCACCAGCCCAACGGAAGGAAAUGCUUGCCUCAUGAGCUCAAGUUCCCGUACUUUGCGGUCAAGCAAGGUGACGGCAGCUUUCGCUGCGAAGUGGCCGACUUCCGGAACUUGCAUAACCACAAUUGCCUGCUUGGGCCGAAUCAGUUUGCUACAAGCAGUGAGUGUCAACGGGCGUGUGGUUCGCCACGAAUAUAUGAUACUGGCUUUGACUAAUCAUUGCCCUUCUGUGUUAUGUUCCAUGCACUCACGCCUUGGCAGAAAUGACGAAACAGGUGUCUAGAUUUCAAUAAAGUCGCACAAUUAGAAUUUUACA